UGUGGGGCGCCGUAGCCCACGCCGUUGCCAGGGGAACGGGCCCAGCGCCGGACGAGGCCCAGCCAGCGUCUGCCUGGCCGGGUGGUACAGCCAGCCCGCUCGACUCGGAGCCGGAGGACUUGCGGGCCUAACCUCCGCCUCGCGUCACGGAAUGGGGCUCGGAUCCGGGGCGCACCGCCGCCCGGUCCCAGGGACCGUCUCUACCGCGCGAGUCUGAAGCGCGGCCGCUCUGGGGUGGGUGGACGGCCGGGCGCUGGGGCUGAGCCGCUGAGUGACCUUGGCAGGGCCGAUCUGGCUCGGCCGACGACGCGCAGGUGGGCAUCUCUACCCCUGUUUUUCAGAUGAAGAAACUCAAGCCCUUCAGCUAGUAAGAAAAGAACCAGAAGUUGAACCUAGAUCUGUUUCCUCCAAAGCUGGGGUUCUUUUCCCACCUUUCAUUGGUUUUUACUGAAGACAAAGCAAAUGACCAAAGGAUUCCAAUGUUUUCAAGUCAGCAAACAUUACUGAGCGCCUACUAUGUACAAGAUGAACAUCUGCAACAAGCCCUCUAACAAGACAGCCCCUGAGAAGAAUGUGUGGACCGCACCUGCACAGGCCAGCGGACCCUCCCCGGAGCUGCAGGGCCAGCGGUCCCGCCGGAAUGGGUGGAGCUGGCCCCCGCACCCACUCCAGAUUGUGGCCUGGCUGCUGUACCUCUUCUUUGCUGUGAUUGGCUUUGGGGUCCUAGUUCCCCUCCUGCCUCACCACUGGGUACCUGCUGGCUAUGCUUGCAUGGGUGCCGUCUUUGCUGGUCAUCUCGUGGUGCACCUGACUGCUGUUUCCAUCGAUCCAGCAGAUGCCAAUGUGCGGGACAAGAGCUAUGCAGGGCCUCUGCCCAUCUUCAACCGCAGCCAACAUGCACACGUCAUUGAAGACCUACACUGCAACUUGUGCGACGUGGAUGUGAGUGCUCGUUCCAAGCACUGCAGCGCCUGCAACAAAUGCGUGUGCGGCUUUGACCACCACUGCAAGUGGCUCAACAACUGUGUGGGCGAGAGGAACUACCGGCUCUUUCUACACAGUGUGGCAUCUGCCUUACUGGGCGUCCUGCUCCUCGUGCUGGUGGCCACUUAUGUCUUUGUGGAGUUCUUUGUCAACCCCAUGCGGCUGCGUACCAACCGCCACUUUGAAGUCCUGAAGAAUCACACAGAUGUGUGGUUUGUGUUCCUGCCUGCUGCCCCUGUGGAGACGCAGGCUCCUGCCAUCCUGGCUCUGGCUGCCCUACUCAUCCUUCUGGGCCUGCUCUCCACAGCCCUGCUCGGCCACCUGCUCUGCUUCCACAUUUAUCUCAUGUGGCACAAGCUCACCACCUAUGAGUACAUUGUGCAGCAUCGUCCACCACAGGAGGCAAAGGGGGCCCACAGGGAGCUCGAGUCAUGUCCGCCGAAGAUGCGGCCCAUUCAGGAGAUGGAGCUCUACAUGCGGACCUUCAGCCAUGUGCGCCCAGAGCCCCCUGGCCAGGCCAGGCCUGCCGCAGUGAAUGCCAAUCCCUCCCGAUUCCUUGCUACCCGCGGCCAAGUGGAGCCUCCACCGCCCUCCUCCCCAGAGACUCUCGCUCUGCCCCCCCGGAUACGACCCCAGAAAAAGAGGAAGCGGCGCAUGUAUAAGGUACCGACCUCUGGGACCUUGAACCGAGAGCCCCAGUUGCCCAGGCUGCCGGGGCCCCGGACCCCCGGCCGCCGCUCCAGCUCGUUGUCGGACUCCGCGGACGCCAGCCCUGCAGAAGUCUAUCACUCGGCGUCUGGCGAGUCCUUGGACGAGAUCCCAGUGGCUCAAACGCGGUUAGGCAGCGCCGCUCUGGCCGCCCCGGUGGGUAGGCCCCGAGAGCCCGGGCUGGCGCUGCAGGCGCGUGCGCCCGCCGUUUUCGUGAGCCCGAGCAGCGGCGAGCCCCGCGCGCGGGGCGGCCCCGAGGCUGAUCUGGCUUAGCUGGGCGAAGAAGCAGGGAUGGCGGAGGAGCGGCGGGACCGACUCUCUAUGCAAAAACCCCAUCCCUGCCGCACCGAGUGCACUUUAGGGGCCCCUAAGGGCCGGCGGGAUCGGCCCCACUCCCCACUCCACUACUCAGCAAUACCCGCCCAAUCAGCUGUGAUGCUCCAAUAAACUUUUUUAUGCUUUUGCGGA
Bubalus bubalis (water buffalo) is the source of this 2160-nucleotide messenger RNA. It is a transcript of the gene ZDHHC1, whose product is annotated as zinc finger DHHC-type containing 1. Gene Ontology annotation, molecular function: protein-cysteine S-palmitoyltransferase activity. The record is from RefSeq and is a predicted model, not a curated record. Gene Ontology annotation, biological process: peptidyl-L-cysteine S-palmitoylation; protein targeting to membrane. The transcript is spliced from 13 exons. Bases 517 to 1965 code for a protein of 482 amino acids. Lineage: Eukaryota; Metazoa; Chordata; Mammalia; Artiodactyla; Bovidae. Gene Ontology annotation, cellular component: endoplasmic reticulum; Golgi apparatus.